This is a messenger RNA of Fomitopsis serialis, 792 nucleotides long. RefSeq lists its product as uncharacterized. Lineage: Eukaryota; Fungi; Basidiomycota; Agaricomycetes; Polyporales; Fomitopsidaceae. The transcript has 5 exons. Bases 1 to 792 code for a protein of 263 amino acids. The record is from RefSeq and is a predicted model, not a curated record.
AUGCCUAUAUGGCCUGCGUCUGCUGUCUCUCUCGUGCCGCCGUCUGCUGUCUCUCUCGUGCCGCCGUCUGCUGUCUCUCUCACGCUGCCAUCCGCUGUCUCUCACGCUCCGUCUCUCGCACCGCCUGCCAUCUCGUCCGCCCCGCUUGCCGACUCGCCCACCCUGUCCACUGAGUCUCUCACGCCGUCUGCCAUCUCGCCUGCCAUGCCGCUUGCCCCGUCUGCCAUCUUGCCUGCCUCGUCUGCUGUCUCACCUGCCUCGUCUGCCAUCUCGCCCACCCCCCAUGUGUCGAAACAAGUGCCGUUUAUCAACCCACUGAAAACUCGCCCAAAGACCGCAAUUCCCGUCGCAUUCACAAGUCCCGGGGCUGCCCGGCCCAGUUCCUCUGGUGCCACGGCCAUGAAAAUAAAAGCUCCGGCAUCGACUGGUAGUAGUAAACCGAAGCCUACUGCUGAUAAGAAGAAGUACUACGUGAAGCCGCGUGCAAACAGCUGCACCGCUCGCAACUUGUACAUGCAGGACCUUUUCGCCCAUAACCCGGGCGCACAGUUGACGAAGGCCGAAUUUGAUAUGAAGUUCGCUGCCUUGUCACGCAGUGAGACAAAGAUGUAUGCUCAAAAAUCUGCGGCUCUACGGGCUCAGAAUAAGGCAGGGAAAUCUGUUGAGCCAGCAAGCAAAGCCAUGGAAGCCACACCAUCGGGGGUCCAGUCCGAUCCAGAGGACGAGGAGAUGCAAGUUCUUGAAGAACCUACAACCCACCUCCAAGAUAGCUUGGCGGGUCCGAGCGCGUGA